This is a messenger RNA of Scatophagus argus, 1064 nucleotides long. RefSeq names its product ly6/PLAUR domain-containing protein 6-like. The record is from RefSeq and is a predicted model, not a curated record. Bases 150 to 677 code for a protein of 175 amino acids. Lineage: Eukaryota; Metazoa; Chordata; Actinopteri; Scatophagidae. Gene Ontology annotation, molecular function: acetylcholine receptor inhibitor activity. The transcript has 5 exons. Gene Ontology annotation, biological process: positive regulation of canonical Wnt signaling pathway.
CUGCACAGGACCGUUUGAGUUUUCCUCUGCGGACGGUCGGGCUGCGAGUCUCCUGCGGGCUGAUCGAGAGGGGGGAGAUAAAAAACAAAACAAAACAAAUCGGUGAUCUCCUGCCCAAACAGAAACGUGCAUGAAAGACCUCUGGACCGAUGAUGGAGGCCUGGCCAACAGUGGCCUGGGUCCUGCUAAUGAUCAGUGUUGCUGAUUGGCUGAAAACUGUCCAGUCACGUGACUUCACCAUGAUGGAUAUCAUCAUGCUGCAUCCCUCAACUACACCUCAUCCUGGUGGCUUCAAGUGCUUCACAUGUCAAGACGCUGCAGAUAACUAUGAGUGUAAUCGCUGGGCGCCGGAUGUUUACUGUCCAAAAGAUACCAGAUACUGUUACACACUCCAUGUGAUGGACAACAAAGGAGACAGUGUGUCCGUGACCAAGCGCUGUGUGGCCCUGCAGGACUGUCUGCUUACCGGCUGCGCUGAUGUCACUGAUAACGGUUAUCAGGUGUGCUCGUCCUGCUGUGAAGGGAACAUCUGUAACGUGCUGGUGCCGAGAAACGAGAGCAGCGCCAUUUUCUCCUCGACUUCCCCUCUGGUCAGCUCGAGCAGAAGGCUUCAUCCUGCGACACUGAGCUGCAUCAUCAUCAUCAUCAUCAUCAUCUUCACAGCUGGACAUGUUUGAAAGGGAAACUCAGUGCUGCUGGUGCUGGUUAACACAUCUGGUGCAUGUAGCACCACACCUGGGAUUUGUGUUCACUGUAUCCUGCGGUUUAACUCUGAACAAGCAUGUCAACACUGCGCCACGUUCCAUUUAGAGAACUUCUUCCUUUCAAACAUUUUGUGGUUAUUUAUUUAUACUAAAUGUCAGUAUUAAUAUGGGGCUGCUAUUGUUUAACCACUGCAGUUUGUAAUUUUGUGGUUUUGUCAACAUUAAACUGCUUGGGAAAUUCACAGCCAUCUUGUUUGUUGUAUGUAAUAAACAUUUGCAGAAUAUUUUGUAUGGUGUACUGAUGACUGAUGUUGGUGUUUCAACAAUAUGGACACAAAAUAAAUACAAACCUUGAAGUCA